AUGCCGUCACUCGAACCCCACGAAGAUGGCGUCCCUGCUGUCGCGAGCUUCCAGACCCUCCUCUGGGAUCUCCUCGCGCGAGCCGAGUUAGUCAAACCGGCCACCAAGCUCACGCCAGCGCUCAACAAGGCCGACUUCGAAGAUCUACUAGGUCGACUCGGAUCGAUAUUUCAAGCUGUCGAGUCGAAGGGUCCUGGCGGAAGCGAUGAUCUAAAGAAGAAUAGGCAAUUUGCUAUUGUUGAGACGGCUGUCCGCGAUGUUUUUGGCAGGCUGAUAUCAACCACUUCGAUUGAGUCGCCGGCAUUCGUCAAAGUCUGGAAUCUAUUCGACAUUCUUCUGAUACUCGGCGAGAACGGUGAAUGCGACUCAAACCUACUAUUGUGGCUCACAGAAGAGCUAUUCGAGAGCCAAACGAUCAAAGGUUGUGAGGAGGUCCUUCAUUAUCUUGAGUCGCGCAGGCAGCGGAUAAUUGCAGGGAAUUUCUCAUCGAAAAAGCUCGUAAUUCUGCGAGCGUGCAACGAGCUCUUGCGUCGCCUGUCGAGGGCCAAGGAUCCAACGGUCUGUGGCAGGGUCUUCAUUUUCAUGUUCCAAUGCUUUCCGCUUGGCGACAAAAGCUCCGUCAACCUUCGUGGAGAGUUUCAUACCGAAAACGAAACGACCUUUGACAAUGAAAUACCCGAAGGUGCUGCAACUCCAGAGAGAAUGGACGUCGACGCCCCAGCCGAGGAAACGAAGGCGUCAGACGCCAGCAGGUCGAAGAAGGAGUCGUCGCAAAAGGCAGAGCCCAAAGCUCUCAAGCCUAGCGAGCUAUACAGAGUAUUCUGGUCAUUACAAGAGAGUUUCAGCCAGCCUAAGAAGCUUUUCGACCAGACACAGUUUGCUGCGUUCAAGACUGGCAUGGAGGCCACCAUGACAGCCUUCAAGCAGAUUGCCAACGAGCAUCAGACCGCCAGUAAGCAGGGCGAAGAAAGCAAGCGAAAGCUCAAGCGCAAGCGCGACGAUGAAAUGAGCGGCAGCGACGAAAACUAUAAUCCCAAGUACCUGACUAGUCGGGACCUGUUCGAACUCGAACAGACAAGCGAUCUUACGUUCAGGCGGUACUUUCUCGUUCAAGCACUCAUCCUGAUGGACUUUCUCCUAUCCCUCACGGCCGAGGCGAAGGAGAAGCUUUUGGCGCCGAGUGGCAAGCCACUUAAUAAGUCCGUGAUGUACUCUGAACAGUUCCUUGGCGAGGAGGACACCGUUUGGGUCACCAAGAUGAAGCUAGAUAUCACGGACCACAUUAAGACAAGGACAAGUGAUGGCGCGUACUUCCUGAGAAUGGUCGACACCAUCCUUGCCCGCGACAGAAACUGGGUCCGUUGGAAAAUCGAGUCCUGCCCUCCCAUCGAAAUGGAGGCCGUUACACCCGAGAACUUCUCCGAGGCCAAGGACCAGGCCCGCCGCGCAACGACGAGCAAGCGUCUGCGGCCGCUGCCCAUGGGUUCUAUGUCGCUGGACUUCAUGAAGGACGAGGACGAGGACGCGGAGCUCGAGCGGCUCAGGGCGGAGGAGCGGUACGCGCUGCCGGACCUGGAGCACUACAAGGACGCCAUCGCGCGCGACGACUUCAACAUCGAGAUGCCCAAAGAUAACGAAGAGAAGGCCCGCGCCGAGGCGACCAAAGCGAGCAAGACGUGGCGGGCACUGCGGAUUGCGAGCAGGUUCAAGAUGGCGACGUUUGACCGCAUCGAGGACGACAACAAGAUUGACAUCAUCUUUGCCAAGCCGGGCGAGGAGGAACAAGGCGCGGACGCGGGCGAGGCCGCCGAUCUGCCCGAGGACCAAAGGCCACUCGUCAUCACGGGGCCAACGGGGUCGGACUAUGCAUCGCUCGCCAAGAUGCUCGUCGAGAAAAGUCCUGGUGUCUACCAAGCGGUGGUGCAACACACCACCAAACCGCAGCAGGAGGGCGAGACGUACCACUACGUCGACUCGAGCACGUUCAACAUGAUGCUCGACGGCGACAAGUUCCUCGAGUUCAGGGACGUCGACGGCGUCAUGUACGGCACGAGCCAGAGCAUGGUUUAUAAGAUUGGCGACGCGGGGAAGGUGGCCGUCCUGGCGCUCAGCACAGAGAGCGUUGAGCAGGCCAAGGGCAUGAGCUUUGACGCGCGGUACGUGUUCGUCGAGCCAUCGUGCGCGGAGGAUCUGGAGGCCCGGGUCAAGGAGGGCGGCACGGUCACCGAGGCACAGCUGCCGGGGGUAUUGGCUGCCGCCAAGAAGGAGAUAGAGCAGGCCAGGGGUGCAGAUGCGGGCGGCUACGACAAGUUCAUAACACACGAUGGCGACCUCGAGGCCACUUUCUCGACGCUCGACGCCUUUGUUUAUGACCGAGAAGCCGAGCCCGAGGGCAAGGGCGUCGAGGUGGCCCAGAAUGGGGAGCCGUCUGGUGGCGACAAGACUGUAGAGCAGCCUGCGGCGUCAGAUGUGCCCAUGACAGACGCGGCAGUGACUGAGGGAGCAGGAGGAGCGAAUGGGGUGGAAGCUGGGUCUUGA
Thyridium curvatum is the source of this 2538-nucleotide messenger RNA. RefSeq lists its product as uncharacterized. NCBI's taxonomy places the organism in Eukaryota, Fungi, Ascomycota, Sordariomycetes, Thyridiales, Thyridiaceae. Gene Ontology annotation, cellular component: THO complex part of transcription export complex. The record is from RefSeq and is a predicted model, not a curated record. The transcript is spliced from 4 exons. The coding region runs from base 1 to 2538 and encodes 845 amino acids. Gene Ontology annotation, biological process: mRNA export from nucleus; regulation of DNA-templated transcription elongation.